Solanum verrucosum is the source of this 996-nucleotide messenger RNA. Its product is annotated as mitogen-activated protein kinase kinase kinase 18-like. The transcript has a single exon. Lineage: Eukaryota; Viridiplantae; Streptophyta; Magnoliopsida; Solanales; Solanaceae. Gene Ontology annotation, biological process: protein phosphorylation. Gene Ontology annotation, molecular function: protein kinase activity; ATP binding. Bases 1 to 996 code for a protein of 331 amino acids. The record is from RefSeq and is a predicted model, not a curated record.
AUGGAUUGGACGAGAGGGCAUAUAAUAGGCCACGGCUCCACUGCUGCCGUCUCGGCCGCCAAAUCACGAUUCUCAGGUGAAGUUUUUGCUGUUAAGUCAGUGGAGCUAUCCAAGUCACAGUUAUUGCAAAAGGAGCAGAAAACUUUGUCCGAAUUGAGCUCCCCUUAUAUAGUUAGCUACAAGGGGUAUGAUGUUACAAAAGAGAAGGACAAACUCAUGUUUAAUCUUAUGAUGGAGUAUAUGCCGGACGGUACACUUAUCGAUGAAAAUCGGAAACAGGGUGGUCGGAUUAACGAGCCGUUGAUUGGGUAUUAUACGAAGCAAAUUGUUCAAGGACUAGAGUACGUACAUUCAAGGGGCAUAGCACACUGUGACAUAAAGGGGCAAAACAUUUUGUUGGGUAAAACGGGUGCCAAAAUUGCCGAUUUUGGUUGUGCCAUGUGGAUUGAUCCGGCAGACAGGGGCGGUGAUGCUAAAUCAAUGGGAGGAACGCCGAUGUUCAUGGCACCGGAGGUGGCGCGUGGGGAAAAACAUGGGUGUUCAGCUGAUAUUUGGGGAUUGGGAUGUACAAUUAUUGAAAUGGCCACUGGUGGAUCGCCAUGGACUAAUGUGACAAACGCAGCUUCAUUACUUUACAAAAUUGCAUUUUCUGGGCAAUCCCCUGAAAUUCCUAAAUUCCUCUCUUUACAAGCAAGGGAUUUCUUAAGCAAAUGCUUGAUAAGAGAUGCAAAAGAAAGAUGGACAGCUAAACAACUCCUCAAACAUCCAUUUCUUGAGUCGAAUUCUACGGCAAUUCAAGAUUUUGUUACAAGCUCGCCAACAAGCAUUCUUGAUCAAGACAUAUGGAAUUCAGUAGAUGAAUCAGAAACAACGAUAUUACAAACAGUUAGCUCUGCUGUGCAAAGGGUAAGAGAAUUGGGUUCGAAUUCAAGAGAAUUGAAUUGGAGAUGGAAUGAUGAUCACAGAUGGAUAACAGUUAGAAGGAGCAAUGAAUAA